Messenger RNA from Patiria miniata (bat star), 4625 nucleotides. RefSeq lists its product as uncharacterized. The transcript is spliced from 4 exons. NCBI's taxonomy places the organism in Eukaryota, Metazoa, Echinodermata, Asteroidea, Valvatida, Asterinidae. The record is from RefSeq and is a predicted model, not a curated record. The coding region runs from base 497 to 3091 and encodes 864 amino acids.
UUCACAUAAACAAGAUGGCGGCCAACUUAACUCCUAAUCGACAAAUUCAUCGUACAUUUCGCGUUAAAAAAACAAGUUUUUAAAUAAUUUUAACUUUAAUUGAUAUACAGAAAAUGUUCUUUGUUGCUUUUUUCUACCAUAUAUUUAAUGUUCAAAAGCAUGUACAAAAUUUGUUGAUGCUCGUUGACGACCGUUGAGAGUUGUGACGUUUGUUGACGAUGUUGACGCGCUUUAGUAGGACCGUGCGUGUGCGUGCGGACCACCGGUCACCAUGAUCAAACUAUAAAGACUAGACGUAGACAUGCAUGUGACGUGAGGAUGAAAGUUGGAACUCCUACUCCUAGAAAGCUCAGCAAGAAAGGGAAAGUUUGGCAUCAGUUACGUCAGUGAAAACUUCCAGAGGCAGAAGGUUUUCUAUGAUUUGAUAGAUUAUGCGGGGUUGAACUACCGAAGCUGUCUGUAACUAAACUGUGCCCACGUACAUCACCAGCGCUAAAUGGCAGAACCACCGGCUAAGAGAGCCCGAAGACAAAAUGAGACACAAACUAACCCUGGUCCAAGCACAGCUGCAACCCAACAACUACCGGCUGAUGGAGUGAGGGAUGAUCAAAAAACGACUCAGUCUGGCAGCGGACAUCCUUCCCAGCAGGAACCAACGCCACAACCAACGCAACAACUACAGCCAAGACCGCUGUCAUCACAUGAUUACCCACAACAAAGUGGAGCCAGCAUAGGAAGCAUCGGCACAGUCAGCGGUAGCCAGAACCCUGUCAUUGUUGGUUCAAGUGGAGUUAAUAUCACUUACAACUCGCCGUUGGAAGGACCAGAAAUCACCAGUCUCCAGGGGCCAGGUACCUUUGAGGAUUUGCAACAUGAAAUUAUUGACAACUACAAGCAAACUGCAACGACUAUUCCUGCACACCCUAUACUGGAGACACGUUAUGUAGAAAUUGAUAAAUUCUUUAUUCCGCUCCAUCUACAAAAGAACAUUCCAGACAAAACAAAAUCAGUGAGGUCGGUGAGAUUACCAGAAGGAAAAAUAUUCUUGGAUGAAGCACUAUAUGACAUUCUCAAUUCCUUGGAUGAUUUGUUCAAUCAGGAAAAAGUUAAAGAAAUCAAGAUUCUUCUUGUUGGCGGGGCCGGGACGGGUAAAUCAACCCUGUUAGUGAAAGUUGCAAACUCUUGCAUCACACUUAGAUCAAAACCCCUUCUUGGUAGAUUUGAUCUUGUGCUUUGGAUAAAGUUGAGACAAAUGCAGCAAUCUAGCUGUGUCUUGGAUGCCAUAUUUGACCAAAUUCUAGCACAAAACACCAAACUGAGGAGACAAGAAGUGAAAGGGUUCAUUGAUGAUCAUGAAUCAGGCAUUGCUUUGCUGUUGGACGGAGUAGAUGAAAUUCCGUCUCAUGUUUUGCAAUCUAAGGAGGGCGUGUACAGGGUUCAGGAUAUCUUACACAACAGAGUCCUUACCAAAAGUUUUGUGUUGGUCACUACCCGACCACACAUGGUGGAUUAUGUAUUGGGGGGUCACCCAAAUUACGCUCGGGUUGAAACAUCAGGUUUCACACCACGAGACAGAGAUCAGUACAUCAGAUUAAACCAUCCUGAUGAUGCUGACAUGGGAGAGGCGUUGGUUUCAUAUCUGGAAGACAAUGCAAAUCUGCAGGAAAUAUCUGUAGUUCCAGUCAUUUCCCAGAUGCUGUGCAUUGUUUGGAAGAAUCAAAAGUCCUUGCCAAUGAGAAUUACUGAGCUGUACAAAGAGUUUGCAGUGGCUCUUUUCAAGCGCCGCAAUACAGAAAUGAGUGAUAAACAGUUAAUGUCUAACAUGAUGUCCAUCAUUGAUGGCUUGGGGCGUGUUGCAUUGCAAGGGUUAUUAGACUCUAGAGGGGAAAGACUCAUGUUUGAUGAAACUGAAUUUCAGAAUUGUCAGUCUUGCUUAGCUGAGGGUUGUCGUGUGGGUUUCGUUCAACGUGAAACGUUCACAAUUGGUCUGGAUGUAAAAGUGCUGGUCACUUUCCCCCACAAGUCCAUCCAAGAAUACUUCGCAGCAUGUCACCUGGUGCGAUUGCUUGACGGUUUUUUUUUUGGCAAAACAAAAUUCUGUCGCCAGUUGAAGCGGAUUGGAACCCAUAAUGUUCAUGAAAUGGAAUACCUGCUGAGAUUUUGUUGCGGUAGAUCAGGAAAGGCUGCUGGCCUCAUUCUGAGUCACAUAAAAAAGAUGCAAGGUGACGAGAGCAAACUGCAGAGAUUGGCUCGGCUGCUGUUGUUGGAGUCUGGUUCAGAAGAGUUGGCUACCAAACUUGUCAGACCAACUGAGGUAGACUGUGAGAGUAACGAAGACCUGAAAUCACUCAGCUACUACUUACAGCAUGUCACUCCACCACUUGAAGGUACAUUUUUUCACAUGUAUGUAAGAAAGCAGGAGCUUACCUUUCUCAGGGGAAUUCUUCUGAGUGACAGCAUGGAGUCAGCUGGGCUGAUAGUGGUUCACUACUACUUGUCUGAGCAGGAGGAGGAGGAGCUUAGCCUCAUUGCGGAAACACUUGGUGGGGUGGAUGAACAGUGCCGUGCUCAAUUAAACAUUACGGUUUUCAUUUUGGCAAAGUCAUGGUUUGACGUGGGGCGUGUAUCACACAGCUUUUUCUGCAUGCAUGAACAAAUAGACGGGCUUGGUUUGGUUAUGCACCAACGAUCCCCGGAUGAAGUUGUUGAUCUAUUGAAGGCACUGGAAGGAUGCAGGUUGGAUAUGUUCGCACUGUAUGGCACCAACCUGCAUGCACAGGUGCGACAUGUCAGCCACAUACUGUCAUCCCUUACAGUCUUGCAGCUCGAUGCAUGCAGGUUGGUAGAUGAUGACGUGAAGGACCUGAUAAGCAUCCUUCCUGCUGGGCAUGGUUUACAAGGGCUUAACCUUGAUGGCAAUGCAUUCAGUUUGGAUGCAGUGAGGGCUCUCACCCAUCAUCUCCAAGGUCUUCCUAAGUUAUAUUACUUGUCACUUCUUAACAUCGGCCUCGAUCCUGAGCUCGUCAGACAAGUUGUCAGUCAAGACCUCCCUCACCUGACGGAAACACAAGAGGGAAAAUUCCAAGCCUAAAUAAUCUCCCACCAAGUCAUAACUCUCACUCUGUUCCUUAUGAAUGCACCACGCUCACGAGCAAGUAGCAUGUAUGAUGGGUCAUUUUAUGUGAAGUCAAUGCUCUGCAACCCCCUCCCCCCCCCCCCCCUAAAAAAGAAUCAGUUAAAAAAACAACAACAACAACAAUUAAUAACAACAACAACUUUAUUUUCAGAUGACAGUAAGGGGCUUGAUAAUGAAUGAAAAAGUAAACAAAACAGUUUCCAUACAAAUAGAGUAUUCGGAAUCCUCUUACAUUAUGAAUACGAAUAUACCCAGCAUAGUUCUUCAUUCUACUGAACCUCCAUCCCCCAAAAAUUCAAUCCAUCAAUUGAUCAUUCAAUCAAUGUGAAAAGUCUAUCAACAUUUCCUGUACAAAAUGAUUCAUUGAAUUCUUCAAACAUAAUAGCACUGUACUAAGCAUUCUGGGUGUCCCUUGAAAGUGAUAUUAAAUUGACCUUGUAUCUUGGGUGACCUCUGAAUACUAUUAUAAAUCUACAAUCUAAUCGUCAAUUAAACAGGAGAAUCCACCUCUCCUUUCCAUUUAUUUUGAGAAAAUAUCUUGUUUCGCAUCAUCUUAGGUAAAAGUUGUGUGAGAUGUCUUCAACUUUUGUGACAAAGGCCUCCUCCUACCCUGUUAUCCGAUCAAUGUAGUAAUAUGGCAUUCAAACAAACUAAUGUGACCACACGCAAACGGCUGCACGACACCCUUCCAUAGACCAGUGCUGUGCAAAACUUAGUAUACAGAAUAAUACUCCAAUCCUCGGGUACUUUUGGAUUGUUUUGCAUUUGCCUUAUGUACAAAUUCGGAAAAUUCUUGCAACUUCAUGCCUUUCAAACAGACGUUUCUUUUGAGCGUUUGUGCUUCAUUCUUUAUCAAAUCGUUUGUGUAAAUUAAUGUAAAUUACGCAUAAAAUGGCAAAAAUUAUGAUUCCAGUUUGCUAACUUUUGUAUAGAUCUUUAACCUUGACUGUUUAUGUAAUAUACCUUUAAAGUGGUUCCGUUGUGUAAGGACAGUAUAACGUGGAUUUCGUUUACUAUUCAACUGUAGGCCUAUGUGCAUAUUGAGAGUUACUAAACCAGUGUUCAUACUGUCAAACAAUUCAUGUAUAAUAUAUAUACAUGUAGAAUGUUGCAUUGCCAAAUGACGCAUUUUUGUCAGAGGACAGUCAUGUUUGCUCAUUCAGGACCAAUCAUUGCAAUUGUUGUGUACGCGAAAAGGUUUCUGGUUUCUGAUUAUGUUGAAAUAGGUACAAGUGGACAAUUUGCUUGUUUUUAUCAUUGCAAGCCUCUUCAAAGCAUUAAUUGACACUAGAUUCGUUUGUUCCAAGUAUGAUAAAUUUUCUCGUACCAAAAAUGACAUUUUUGUUUCUAACAGUUUUGAUAUUUUGCAGUUGCCCAGGUGAUAGCAGUCGUUUAUAACAUGCCCAAAUGCAACCAUUCAAUUUGGUAAAAGUCGUUCUGCAGGAGAGAAAAAGUAUACUUUGAAUCAACGUUUUGAUUUAUUCACAUU